CGUGCGUGCCGCACUGUGGUGUCUGUGUCCGUUUCCGCCGUUCCACGCGCGUCAGUAACACCGUUAGCCGAGAAAUUUUCGGUGCGCGAAUAAACGUUUCGGAAAGCAAAAGUUCAAAGCAAAUAAAAAAAGUUCAAGCCAAGGUUUAAAAGCCAGCUCAUCAACGCAUUUCUCGAGCAGCACCGAGCAAGUGUUAAUUGAAAAAUAAUCUUCAAGAUAGCGUUUUUGUAAAAUGGCAACAGCUUGCCUGUCGGAAUUCACGGAACGCUUUCAAUCCACACAAUUCAAUUCACCUGCCAAUAAAAGUGAUAAUGAUGAUGAGGCGCCACCACCUCCAACGCCCAAAACCAGUGCGUUCUUCUUCAGCGCCAGCACCAACUAUCACAGCAAAAUACAGCAGCUGAUUAGCUUCAGCUUCACCUCCUCGUUUCACCUGCUUUUCAUCACCUGCAUUCUGAGCAUUAGCAAAUUCUGCAAUGCUGCAGCCAUUAAUGCCGCUCAGGUGUCGGCCGCCGCGCCCAGUCCCAGCGAGAUAAUGCAAAAUCUGAGCGGAUCGGGGCUGCUGGAGAAGCUGAAGGCCAGCACUUUGGGGCCACCACUCGAUAGACUGAAACACUUGGCCCCGGCGGCGGCCAAUAGCCUGAGUCCUCCUGGCAUAGGAUCCGGAAUGGGCAUCGGAAUGGGAAACUUUGGCAACUCCAUAAACUCGGUGCUCAAUGGCAAUCCCUUCAAGUUCCUCAACGUUUCCGGGAAAAUCGGCACCUCAUUGGAUAUAUCGACCAGCCUUUCCAACUCGUGCGAGGAGAAGCAGUUCCAGUGCUCCAACGGCGACUGUAUCCCCAUACGGUUCGUGUGCGACGGCCACUCGGAUUGCCGGGACCAUAGCGACGAGCGACUGGAGGAGUGCAAGUUCAUAGAAUCAACUUGCACUACGGAGCAAUUCCGCUGUGGCAACGGAAAGUGCAUUCCGCAAAGAUGGGUCUGCGAUCGGGAGGCGGACUGUGCCGAUGCAAGCGACGAGUCUCCAUCCCGCUGCCGGGGUCGUUGCUCUCCCAUCAUGUUUAUGUGUAAAAAUAAUGAGCAGUGUGUGCACCGGGAGUUUGUCUGCGAUGGCGACGAGGACUGUCGCGACAAGUCCGACGAAUCUGAAUGCGGCAGCCAGACAUGUUCGCCUGAGCAGUUCGCCUGCAAGUCGGGCGAGGGCGAGUGCAUUCCCCUGGCCUGGAUGUGCGAUCAGAACAAAGAUUGUCGCGACGGAAGCGAUGAGGCCCAGUGCAAUAGAACGUGUCGCUCGGAUGAGUUCACCUGCGGCAAUGGACGUUGCAUCCAGAACCGCUUCAAGUGUGACGAGGACGACGACUGCGGCGACGGAACGGAUGAGAAGGGCUGCGACAGUGGGCACACGUGUGCCGAGGAUGCCUUUACCUGUGCCAGCGGCACCUGCAUCCCCAAACAGUGGCUAUGCGAUGGGGAUAAAGACUGCAUGGAUGGCAGCGAUGAGACGCAAAACUGCACUCGCCCGGCGAUAAACUUCUGCCAGGCCUCCGAGUUCCAGUGCCGGGAUCACAUCACCUGCCUCCACAGGACCUGGGUGUGCGAUGGCGAGGCCGACUGUCCCGAUGGCGAGGAUGAGUCCCAGGAGCACUGUGCGAGCGUGACCUGCCGGCCAGAUCAGUUCCAGUGCGACGAUCGCAGCUGCAUUGCUGGCCAUCUGACCUGCAAUGGGGACCGUGACUGCCCCGAUGGCAGCGAUGAAAAGAAAUGCAACCUAAGUGCACCACCAAGGACAUGCAAUGCCACCAGCGAAUUCGAUUGCGGUGGUGGUCAGUGCAUCCCCAAUUCCAAGGUCUGUGACCGGAGGAAGGACUGCCCCAACGGCGAGGAUGAACCCGCCGGCAAGUGCGGCAUCAACGAGUGUGCCUCCAAGAAUGGUGGCUGCAUGCAUCAGUGCGUAAACCUGGCGGUGGGUUAUCGGUGCGAGUGCCAGGAAGGCUAUAAGCUGGCAGCGGACAAGCACAGCUGCGUGGACAUCGACGAGUGUGAGACCCAUGGUAUCUGCUCACAGGUGUGCGUCAAUGAGAUCGGAGCCUUCAAGUGCGAGUGCGAGGCGGGAUACAUGCGAGUCCUGAAGAACCACACCCGGUGUAAGGCCAGCGAGGGUCAUGCCUCUCUGCUAUUGGCCCGGCGUCAUGACAUUCGUAAGAUAGCCCUCGAACGUCCUGAAAUGACCUCGAUUGUGAAUAGUACCAAGGCAGCUACAGCUUUGGAUUUCGUAUUCCGCACGGGGAUGAUCUUCUGGAGCGACAUUGCCACGCAAAGCAUCUACAAGGCGCCCAUUGACGAGGGCAGCGAGAAGACCGUGGUGCUCAAGCAAUCUUCGGUUACCUCGGAUGGUUUGGCGGUGGAUUGGAUUUACAACCAUGUCUACUACACGGACACCCACAAGUGCACCAUUGAACUGACCAAUUUCGAGGGCAACAUGGGCAAGGUUCUUAUUCAGGACGCUUUGGACAUCCCGCGUUCCAUCGCCCUGGAUCCCAUUGACGGCUGGAUGUACUGGUCCGACUGGGGUGCAUCGCCGCGCAUCGAGAGAGCGGGCAUGGAUGGCUCCCACCGCACCACCAUCAUUAGCUACGAUGUCAAGUGGCCCAAUGGCAUCACUCUGGAUCUGGUUAAGAAGCGCCUGUACUGGGUGGAUGGCAAGCUGAACACCAUCUCGUCAUCCAACUACGAUGGCUCUGAGCGCCGUCAGGUGCUGUAUUCCGGCGAGUACCUGCGGCAUCCCUUUUCCAUCACCACCUUCGAAGACUACGUUUACUGGACCGACUGGGACAAGCAGGCCGUCUUCAAGGCGAACAAGUUCACGGGAGAGGAUGUGGAGGCCGUGACCGCGGGGCAUAUGCUCGAACAUCCCAUGGUGGUCCACGUUUACCAUCCGUACCGCCAGCCCGAUGGCGUUAACCACUGCCAAUCGGUCAAUGGCCACUGCUCUCACCUCUGCCUGCCAGCGCCCAGGAUUAACGAGCGGAGUCCACGCAUAUCCUGCGCCUGUCCCACGGGCCUGAAGCUGAUGCCCGACGGCCUCAUGUGUGUCGAGGAUCCGCGUGUCCCGAAAGCGAGGUAUAACAGCACAGCGGUGCCCAGGACGACAAACAAGUCGUUCACCUCAACCACCACAAGACUACCUCAAGAUGCGCACAGUGAAGCGCCGGUUGGAGGAAAAGCCGGCAGCAAUGGCACCCACACAACCAAUAAGACCAAUAACUCUGCCCAGAACUCAGAGCAGGACUAUGGCCAAAUAGCCAUGAUUGUGAUAGCAUCUCUAACGUCCGCCGCUCUUGUGGUUUGCAUUCUUGUGGUCACGUACAGACGGUGCACGCGGGCGGUCAACUCGAUGAACUUUGAGAAUCCGGUGUAUCACAAGACCACGGAGGAUCACUUCAGUCUGCAGAAGAACGGGACGCCGCAGAUGUAUGCCACUGCCAUGGAGGAGGAGCAUAGUAAACCCCUCGUUGAGUCGGGCACCGAGUGUGUGUAAUGUCCUGCCAAAGGUCCUCCCAAAUGCAUAUCCAACACCGGGUAGACACCGAAGAAGAACUACUGAGCAUCUCCUACUAGUAAUUCCUUUAGACCAAGGCACCAAAAUAAAAAACAAGAAAAACUCAACUAAAAAUGAAAGUCUAAGCAACAAAUACUUUCAUUUAGCAGUAAGAAAUGAAGAAUGCCAAAAACAAAAUAGAAAAGACAAGAACGAAAACAGCAUAGGGGAAAAGUAAAGAAAAUACUCAACAAAUUCAAUUUGUUGCCUAGUUUAAAAUUUAAUUUAAAUGUAACAAUACUAAACACACAUACACACACAUAUAUAUAUAUGAACACUUACACGAAUACGCAUACACACACACAGUCACACGCCCAUAAACUAAUAACAACGCAAAACUUUUCUAGGCGCAACGUUUUAACAUCAACUAGCGUCGAAAGACACACGCACACCAGUCACAUACCUCACCCAUACUCACGCCCACACCACCCACAGACACACACACCCACACACAAGCCCAGAAGAACUCAGAGAAGGAACGAAGGAGCCAGGACACGGAGCAAGGAGUGCAACUUUCCUUUCACGUCCAUGAAAUCAAUUGUAAAAAGUUAAGACAUUUCGUUGAAGUUUUGCUACAGAAAGAGACAUUUUGUGAAAUCAAAAAAAGAGAAUGGAAAAAAAUAUAUUAGCUAAACGGAAACUGUUUAUAGGCCUAACUAUUAUUGAGACUAGUAAUUAAACCCGUUUUGUUAUGGAACAAAUAAUAAAAUCAGUUAUUAUCUUGAA
Messenger RNA from Drosophila kikkawai, 4324 nucleotides. RefSeq names its product Lipophorin receptor 2 (gene LpR2). Gene Ontology annotation, molecular function: hormone binding; protein binding; calcium ion binding. Gene Ontology annotation, cellular component: plasma membrane; signaling receptor complex; apical plasma membrane. Lineage: Eukaryota; Metazoa; Arthropoda; Insecta; Diptera; Drosophilidae. The record is from RefSeq and is a predicted model, not a curated record. Gene Ontology annotation, biological process: receptor-mediated endocytosis.